AUGUUUUCGUUUCGCAGAAGGCCCCGAACCUUAGACUCUACGGUGCCACAGCUGAAAACAUCUCCCUCUUUGCCUGAGCUGCAUUCUCAAGGCAUUCCUUGGCCGGAAAACUUAGUAGACGUCGCAGUCAUACGCGAAAAUCCUACCCCAGUGCCUGAACGUCAUCCUCAUCAAGGUGCGGUCAAAAGCUCUGUAUCCUGCUCCGAUCGUGCCCCCAUUCCAUUCCACAAACCGUUUCGGUUAAUUGCAGGACAACCGGCGGAAAAUGGCAGCAAGAUUUCGUCUCUGUAUAUGUCUCAUCCCCCGUCUGCGUUCGGUAAUUGGAGGUCUUCCACCACUACUGUCUCGUCGACGCGGCGAUCCCAUCGUAAAAACCGUGCUCCGCCUGCGUUCAAUCUUAUGGUUGUAGGAGGGACAGGGACAGGAAAGACUUCCUUCUUGCGUCUCCUUCUCGAAACUGCCGACAUGUCACCAAAUACGACAGAAGACCAGCGUGUAGGCCUGGAUCGGUUCUUAAAAGGUGCUUUGAAGCACACACAGCAUAUUGACACGGCGUGUGUUGAAAUUUGCGAGUCUCGGUAUGACCGAGUGCUGCUGACAGUCAUUGAUACCCCUGGAUUGGAUUUCGGCGACGGACGCGAGUUGCGGAUUGAACGUCAGGUCAGUGAGAUAAUCAAGUAUCUUGACGCGCAAUAUGCAGAUACGAUGAAUGAGGAGUCUAAAGUUCUCCGUCAAAGCAAAGGGGAUCAGCAUGUUCACUUGUGUAUCUUUAUGGUUGAUCCCUCGUCUAUAUUGUCACCGUCGUCACGUCCCACCCAGUCGCCUUUCCCGGGCAAAGCCCGGUCAAAUACUACCGUUUCCAGUACUACCGUCGGAGAUACCCAGGAAGCCAACUACCAUCAAGAAUAUUCCAGAGACUUCGCAAUGUCCCCCGCUGAGCUUCGCGUGAUCCGUCGUCUUUCGGCACGGGUGAACGUGCUUCCUGUUAUUGCACACGCGGACUCACUUACGGAUGCCACGUUGUCCUUGGUGAAAGCUGCUGUUCACAGGGAUCUAGAAUCAGCUGGGCUAGACUUUGGGGUAUUCUCCACUUCCAAGCCGAAAGUGGACUCCCCCAUACCGAUAUCGCCUUCAGACGAUAAAGCUGCCACAACGUUGCCACAAGAAGUAAAUGGUCACCGUGAGAACGGACUUGAAGUCCACCAAAAUGGGAGCUCUUACGUUGCCAACGAUAGUGAAAACAAGGAACGUCCAUCGCGUCCAGUCAUCACGCUGAAAGGGACACGACAGUCCCGUUCUCGGUCCCGCUCGCGUCGUGACCUAUCUGCCGUAGUUCAGGACGAAAGAGAGCCUUACUAUCCCGAUGGUGCCGAAGAAGACAGCGUAGCGAAUAUUCGGUUCUCAGCUGGUGUCGUCUCCAAAACAGAUCUAUCAACGUUACUCCCCUUCGCGCUUAUCGCUCCAGAACAGGCAAUUACCCCGCGGAUUAGACGGGUACCUCCCGCUUCCCCUGAAUCUAACUUUGUCACUCGGGAAGAUGCAACAGGGCCCUCGAGCCCUGUGGCAGAAACACCCGUCUCCCCUGAUAGUCCGAUCCUUCAUAAAUCAGCAUUUACUCAAGGACCCCCGGAGGAUCUCAGGGGCGUGUUCACCAGGAAGUUCAGAUGGGGGACCGUUGACGUACUGAACCCUGAUCAUUGCGACUUCCCUGCCCUUCGGACAGCCAUUCUAUUGACGCAUCUCAAGGUGAAUAAUUUGCUGACGUUCUCAAGGUACAUACUCGGGAAGUUCUUUACGAAAAAUACCGAACGGAGAAGCUCUUGGCUAGACGUGCAACCAGGAACAUAG
This is a messenger RNA of Suillus paluster, 1848 nucleotides long. Its product is annotated as Septin-domain-containing protein. Gene Ontology annotation, biological process: cytoskeleton-dependent cytokinesis. NCBI's taxonomy places the organism in Eukaryota, Fungi, Basidiomycota, Agaricomycetes, Boletales, Suillaceae. The coding region runs from base 1 to 1848 and encodes 615 amino acids. Gene Ontology annotation, cellular component: septin complex; cell division site; microtubule cytoskeleton. The transcript has 5 exons. Gene Ontology annotation, molecular function: molecular adaptor activity; GTPase activity; GTP binding. The record is from RefSeq and is a predicted model, not a curated record.